AUGGGCCACAAAAUAGACAUUUUUUUAUACAUUUGCAAAACAGGAAACGAAGCAAAGGUUAAGAAAGAUGUCGUAAAGAGACUCAUCCCGACGAAAAGGAAGUUCAGAAGGGGGGUAGUGGUCAAGUACGUUUUGUACAACUGUAAAACGAAAAAUAAUUUAGUAAAAAAAAAAUGGAACAUAAGUUACCUGCUAAAUAAGACGAAGGAUAAGCGCAAAGGGAGGACCAAGGGGGUGCAGCUUGAAAAAAGAAGCCAGCUCGAUGAAGCCACUGUUCAACGUGGCGAAGUUACGGACGAACAUAAGACUGAAAAUUCCUCUCAAAAUGGUUCGCACCAAUUUGUGCGUCGAAAAAGUUGUUGCGCUAAAAAUUCGGGUACUUAUAACAAACUUCUCAACAGAAUACUCCGUAAUGUGAGAAAUGGCCAGAGCACGACGAUCAUAAAUACAGGGGUAGACACGAACAAGGGGGAGAAAAAUGUCUUUUUCUAUGGACACCUGUAUAGUAAAUACCUAAGGGACAGCGGAGAUGUGUUGGAAAAGGAAGAAACGCCCAGUGGUGUUACUAGCGAAAAAAGCGAAGUAACAACAUCGGAGGGAGAAAUAAAGAUAAGGAAGGAGAAAAUGAAAAAGAACGAAUCGCACAUAGGUUACCUUGACCCAUGUUGUCACGCGAAGAGAAGACGGAAGGACUACAUGCAAGGCGCCAAUUUUGAGGAAUGCUUAAAAAGAAAAAAAGGACUCAUUUUGGAUAUAUACGAUUGGAUUGUUAGGAUGAAUAGUGAAGAAGAUAUGAAAAUAUCAAUUUCGUCAUGGACUUACAAAAACUGUAAAAUAAUCGAUAUGCUAAAAAAAAGAUGUAGUGAGCAUAAAAAUCGCACAAGUGGAAGGAAAGGCGGUAGGAUGAUGCCCCCCUUUUGCCACAGAUGUUUUAUAAAAGAAUCUUUUGACAACCCCAAUUUUGGGAAUCUCCAGUGCUGCAAGGAAUUGCCCAUAAAAAGGACAAUACAAAAUGGCGAACAUUUAACCAUAUGCCUUAAGCGUAUAAUAAAGAAGUGCAGAAAAAUUUUUGGUCGAUCAAAGAAGGGAAUCACUAAUGUGUGCUUUGUUUUUAAAUACAAAAUUAGAAUGGACGUGCAGGACAGUUGUGUGUACUUAGUUAAUUUCCCCCUUUGCCACAUUCAAAAAGAUAAAAUUUUCCACAACAUUAAUAAUGAAAAGUCUCUGCUAUUUUUGUUCAAUAAAAAGAUUUUACAAUCAGUGAGAGGUGUUAGUGAUUACUCCAGUUUUGUGUUUCCCUUUAAUAACGCGAAGGGGUGUCAGAGGGCCCUCAAAUUGAAGAAGAAAAUGGUUCAUUUUGUGAGUCAGAGUGAAGGGGUGCGAGGUGUAAAAAGAGCCAACAUUACGCUGGGGAGCAUAAAGGAUGAGAGCCCAUCGGGGGAUAAGCAAAGAAGUAUAAAUGGCGAAGGCCCGAGCGAAGUGUGUCACCAACGCCCAAAAGAGGACGAGCUCUCUGAGAAAACUGGAACGAAGGAAGAAACAGAACCCACAGGGGUAAUAACUGCAUUUAGGAAGCAUAAAAAAAAGGACAUCAUCUUCCACAUGCAUCUUUUCGAACUGCUCAUUAGACUUAUAUUUGAAAACACGAAAACUUAUUUUACCUUUUUCAUCACCGAGUUGACACACGAUGGGGAAUUCUAUAAAAAUGUGUACUACUUGAAUUUGAGCAAAAUUGUUAAUGUGAGGUUGAAGAAAAGAGGAAAGAAAAACACAGCACAAGGGAGAGACUCCAACAGUGAGAUACACAAUCUUAUGAAACAGAACGACGUGUGCAAACAUAUGAUAAGCGAAAGAGACAACACUAUACGGGUCUUACAAAAUGAGAUAAGAGAAAAAAAAAACACAGUGUCAGAACUGGAGGAUCAACUGUCAAAGUACAAAAACGACCAUUUGGAUAAGCUAAAAGUUAUAGAAAAUCUGAAGAGCAGAAUAUCAAAAAGGGAGAGUACCAACCAGAAGGAAAAUAAUGCCAAUGAGCAGAUUGUAAAAAAUGCUGAUUAUAUAAAAAAAUUGUAUAAUGAAAAUAAUUUAUUAAAAGAAAAAAUUAAAAAAUUGAAUGAGUCGAUUAGGAAAGACGGGGCUUCUUCUUCACGUUCAAUCGGAAAAUUUGCUGACUCGAUGGAGAGUGGCGUGGUCAACCUUCUGGCAAAUAACGAGAACACAAAGGAGGAGAAAAAUGAAAAGUUAAAUUUUUUUCUGAAGGCCUUUUUAGACACUGAACAGAAGUUAUAUACAGCCGACGUGCUCAUAAAAACCCAGAAUGAGAUCAUUACAAAAAUUAAAAAUGAGAAAAACAGUUAUUUUGAGGAAGUUGAACGGAAAAAAGUUCUUUUUAAACGGGAAGUGGAAAAAUCACUAGAUUUUAUACACUCCAUUUGUGAAGACAUAAAAACGAAGAAGGAGAAAAUUUGUCUGGCGAACAGGAUUAACAAGCUGCACGAUUGCAUAAAUGUAAAAUGGGAGAGCGUGAAAGAGUGA
Plasmodium inui San Antonio 1 is the source of this 2538-nucleotide messenger RNA. RefSeq lists its product as hypothetical. NCBI's taxonomy places the organism in Eukaryota, Apicomplexa, Aconoidasida, Haemosporida, Plasmodiidae. Bases 1 to 2538 code for a protein of 845 amino acids. The transcript has 8 exons. The record is from RefSeq and is a predicted model, not a curated record.